AUGCGAAUACAUUCAACCACACGACCAUGGCCGGCAGUGGUAGCGGCAGCGGCAUGCUUCGUCUCCCGGAUCGUGGCAGCAAAUGUGGACGACCCCGGUCAGAUUGCACGCGAUAACAUCAUCAUCCAGUUCGAUGACUCGAGCUUCACGACAGACUCUGGGUCCGACGCCGCCGUCUACAGCGUGGAUGAGCUGGAUGGCCCGGUGCCGAGGACGUUUUACUGGACCGCGACGAAGCUCGCACCCGUGACAGAUGUGUGGCUCAUAGGCGAAGGGGCCGACUAUAUCGUUCAUCAGUCGCCAGAGGGCAAGGUGGGAAUGCCACCUGCGACCGCAGCCGUGAACAAUGUCGUGGCAGCAGGAUCGAAGGGCGCCAAGCGGGCGACCUCACAGGUUAAAAUGGAUGUAGACGCAUACCAGAAUAACACGGGAGGGAGCAUUACCAUCCGUGACCUCAUCCCGAUCGGUACUGAUACUAAUGGCGGGUUCGGCAAGAGACUGCAUUUCAAAGUCUUGUGGAAUUCAACAGGAGCCACCUAUAGUCGCACUUUCACAGUGACGAAUGUCACCGAUCUCUCCCAGCUCAAAGCCCUCCAGGAAGAGUUCAACUCCAACAAGCCAUACCUCCCGGAGGAGAUUCCCUCGGUGACCUCGGGCACACAGACGACGUCCGUCUCCGAGCCCACCGCAAGCACCAGCGUAGCCCUGACCUCUACGGUUUCGGGGCCGGCAAGCACAGAUAGCUCGGCCUCCGUAUCCUCCGAUACGAAGAAGAGUGGCGGAUUGUCGACCGGUGCCAUCGCCGGCAUCGCCGUGGCGUGUGGUGUUAUCGGACUCGUCCUUCUUGGCGCCGCCAUCUGGUACUUCUGUUUCCGACGGCGGCGCGGCGAUGGCGUCUCGGCCGCCCCCUACGGCAGCGACAGGCACCACCGCACGCAGGAGCUAAUCGCCGAGAAGGAGGCCAACGCCGGCGUCACCGAGUCGUCGCCGCACAGCCCGUACUCGGACGACAGCCAGCAGCAGCAGCACCCAGCGGGCAUGAACGGCAUGAACGGCAGCAUGUCCUUGCAACAGCCGCUGCCGAACGGGCGGGACUCGGCGCACUUCGCUGGCGCCGCAGCCCCGAUCAUGGCGCCCAGCCCGCACCCGCACAGCAUCGGGGACAGGUCGUACACGCCGUACAGCGACCACCGCGGCAGCGGCGUCGUGGGCACCCCCGAGACGCAGCAGUCGCAGCCCGUGCACUACGAGCAGCAGUCGGAACGGGGAGCGCCCAGCCCACAGCCCGCAUCACAGCCCGCGGCGGCGAGGUCGGUGUCGCCGCAGCAGCCCAUCACCGGGCGGUACGCGCACCUGGUGGAGGAGGGCAUGACGGAGGACGAGAUCCGGCGGCUGGAAGAGGAGGAGCGGCAGCUGGAUGCCGCCAUCGCAGACCGGGAGGCCGGCAGGGGGAGGUAG
This is a messenger RNA of Phaeoacremonium minimum UCRPA7, 1458 nucleotides long. RefSeq lists its product as hypothetical. Bases 1 to 1458 code for a protein of 485 amino acids. NCBI's taxonomy places the organism in Eukaryota, Fungi, Ascomycota, Sordariomycetes, Togniniales, Togniniaceae. The transcript is spliced from 2 exons. The record is from RefSeq and is a predicted model, not a curated record.